UUAUCAUAUCGCAUUACCUUCUUAGAAUACAAAUUGCAAAAUUUUUGUAUAGGAGUCACAUCGUCAGCGUGUGUGUUAUAUGAACCGAGUGUUAGUUGAAACAGCACGGUCUGAAAGGUGAUCAAAAGAACGUAGUUAAUUUAAAUAAAAAUUUGGUCAUUUAGUACUACUGUUCAAAUUUAUAACACUUCCUGAUACAUAAUGCCGGGUAAAGGACUGACUCCAUACCAGGGCAAAAACCGGUGCUUUGGUGCCUUCAAAUGCCCGCAGUGCAAGAGAUCCUGGUCCAGCGCAUACUCCUGGGCCGACUGCGCUGAGGACUGCAUAAUUUGCAACAUCCGAGUCUACCCAUUUAGACAGACAAAACUUAAGAAGCGGCGCGGGACUGACAAUGAGAAGAAAAGACACCUGACAGAAUUGUGCGAAAAAUGCGAACAACUGGGGUAUAGCUGUAGUAGUCGGAGGAGACAAUUUUAGGACGAAGACUGAGGACUGGUCCGAGGUAUUAGUAGUAUAUUCGUAUAUAGAGUAUUCACGAAUUAAGAUCACUCAUCGCUCAUUAAUACAAGCAAUACUGCUCAUGGGUGUACUCUUUUUUAAGUCCGGGAAUGGCCUAUCCAUACUCGUCGUCGGCUCAUCUAAAACCUGGGAUGUAAUGUAGCUACCCAGUAAGUACUGCUGAGUGUAGAUAAGACCAAGACGUCCUACACGUUGUUUAGACGGGGGGACCUAUUAGCCCCCCCUACCAUUUUGGAAGGCGCAUGGGAAGUCAGCUGCUCCAAUUCAAAUAAAUAUUUCUGAUUUCUGAAUGGAAAUUGUAUGCCCCUACUACCUAACCAACUAUCGUAUGUUAGGAAAUUGUAUGCCCCUACCUACUUUAAGUUAAAUUUGAGGAAUUUGAUUCCCUCUGAGCCAAAGUUGGGUACACCCAUGUUACUUACUUCUUCUACUUCGGACUGACCGUUCUCCAAUUCAGAGGUGAUUAUAAGGUUUAAAACGAAUGAAAAAUAUUGUUCCUUACACUAAUUACUAGUUAAAGGGUUAAACCCUUAUUUUGAAACGACUAUAGCAAUAUUUUCUUAACAACAGAUUUAAGUUUCAUUUCAUACAGUUCUUUUGGCUGUAUUUUAGAAUGACUGUCUAUUGUGAACAUACACUGAAGAAUUUAAUAUUGUGAUUGAUCUAAAUAUUGAUAAGUAUUGUAGUAAAUAAGUAUGUCUCGCUACACCAUGACUUACGUACUUACCUUGAUGUUCUUUGCACACCGUUUUCGUACAUACCUAAUCUACAUUAAGUAAAUGGGUUUAUAUUAACAGGGGCUAGUGUCGGCUUGUGAACUCAUUCACCUAACACCCUGUAUAAUAAAUAUAAGAAUGAAUCGCAAAAUGUGUAAGUGCAUAACUCAACAACGCCUGGACCAAUUUUACCAAUACUUUUUUUUUAAUGUUCGUUGAAGUUUAAGGAUAGUUUUACAGCGAGAAAAGUUCGAAUAAUUUUCGGAAAACUCUAAAAACAGCCCUUUUUUCACACGGGCGAAGCCGCGUAUGGAAAGCUAGUUACUUUAUAAAAGUACUUAUAGAAAGUUGUAAUUCAGUUCUAUACAACACGAGAUAUAAAAUUGGUAUUAAGGGCUUAAUAAGGGAAAUCAAAAAUACUUAUACUUAAGUUUAAAGUUUUAUUUUUGUACUUCAUACUUUGGAUUUUAAAGUUUUUAUUAAACCUAUACUUAGUUUAAUUCUAGCUUGCUAGGCGCUAGGGUAGACCUGACAACGGAAAAGUAUCAAAAAUAAAUACUAUGUUUUCAUAUCCUGAAUUAUUAUUCAGCUGGUUUGUAUCUAGCAGGUCUAAUGUUAAAAAAAACAAUUUUUAACAUUGACAUUUUAGAUACACAAUAAAGUAAGAAAGAAAGUUCAUUGUGUAUUGUUUUAACGAGUUGAUCCUUCAUUUCAAAACAUGACUGGGUUUUGAAAUGAAGAUUAUAUUGUAAUCUGAAGUACAUAUAAGGGUAUUUCUUCGGAGGCAAAAUUUUCGAUGUCUUUGGGUAUAGUUCUGUAACCAACUAACAAAAUGGCAUGUAAUAUUUUUUUUUCGUAUAGCUUAGCUAUAGCCCUAUCUGGCGCAAAUUACAUUUUUUACAUAAUUGCUGUCUUUAUACAAAAUAAAAAUAUUUGAAGUGUGAUUCUCUGAUUCAUAUGGUGUGUCCGUUAGCCAUUUUCCGGAACAAAAUGGUUGAUGUAGCAUUUUCCUUAUGAUAUAUCAAUAUAAAUUAAAAUUAUUUCGAAAGCUAAUGAGUUGUCCUUCUACAAAAAAAAUGUUUCAUAAUUUUAAUUAAGUUAGUUUGUUCGAAAAAAAAUAAAUAAGCAGUGUCCGGCAUAAAAUACUGAUUCAUAUGGCGUGAGCUGUUCUUGACCAUAACUGGUCAGGUUUUAAUCAUGAGAGUCUGGUUUCUGGCGUGGAGGCAAGCCCAUCUUGCAACGGAUGAGCUAGAAGGCAGACGUGGAGCUGGUUGGCUUAGAACCCGGUGUGACGAAGGCAAAUACUUGAUUCAUCUGUGCUUGGUUCAGGUGGCAUGCUGAUUACAAUGCCUACUUUAUAAAAUUACAUUAUUGCAUUAAAAAUCUAAUCUGUCUUUCUUGUGAUGCUUUUGGGUUAUAGAUUCAUGUAGAAAAAUGACAACACUGUAGUCUGUAUGUAUGACGAGUUUUGCUCGAUUUUAGGCAAAAAACUGAUUUAUCUGUGCGUGAUUCAUAUGGUCAGGGCCCUAUAUGAAUCAUAAAAUAAAUUAGUUUUUGGUCUUUCAAGCACCAAAAAAGGGUUUUUUAACUAAGAAUGACAUCCCAGACUGCAUAUCACUUAAGACCAGCUGCGAUUGCGGUCUUAUUAUGAAUAAAAAAAACAUUAUCAUAUGUGUUUAAACAGUAAAUAAGUAGUAUAUCCGUUAAGCUAGCAACCAUAACACAAGCAUAUUUGUUGCUUAUUUUGUAGCUAAAUGGCGCUGUAUGAAAUUGCCCAACGAUUUAUUUAUUUUUAUUAUUAUUUCAGCUACACUUAUGGCGUCCAUAGCACAUAAUAAUAUACUGCUGAGCAUAGGCCUCCAAUGAUUUCGAGAUUAACUGAUUGCCAUUGCCACAACCUCUAUAAGCUCUUCUCACCUUCUUCACCUUGUAGGUGGACGUCUUAAUAACAAUAGCUUGGAUAAGUGAUACAGCUCGGUAGAGUCAUCUAAAAUACCUUAGUGCCAUAAGUUGAAAGUCUACAUCCAGUGUGUGUUUAUCAGUGAUGACAAAUUGUACUGAAAAGCGGCCUCUCACUGUAGGCUUACGAACCACAAAGUUGCAUAGUGUAAUAUGGAGUGGACUAUGCUUGUUUUUUUUAUGCAAUCGAAUCUGAAAUGAGGAGAUCCGUAAACGAUCUAAAGUCGCAUGGUGGCAUAGUCCGAUGUUUUAGCAAGCUGAAGUGAUAAUGGGCAGGACACAUAGUAUACAGAAAUGAUGGCCGAUGGGAUACCACGUUUCUGGAGUGGAAGCUACGUGCCGGAAAGCUCAGUGUAGAACGUCCUCUCACAGGAAGGCGCAGGAUGCAGGCCGCUACCAACCGGUCAUUAUGGAAAUCAUUGGGAGAGGCUUAUGUUCAGUUGAAAUGAUUAUGAUGAUGAGAAAAUAUUAUGGAUGUAUACUAAAGUUUCAAAAAAAAAUGUUUUUUCACGAAUUAUUGUGGAAUCGUUGCAUUUUUUCAUAACAACAGAUCAUUGUUUUUGUUAUAAUAUGAUUAUUUUCUUAAUUUAGAGCCAAUUGUACAUGAAUAUCAUAAAUUUUAUUUCUAUUUUUGAUUAAUAUGUAACAAAUUCUGAUUCAUAUGGGCACAAAAUAUUUGAACGUCGAUAUCUUGAAAACUACUUUACAAAAACGAGUCCCUUAUCCAAAUAUAUGUUAUUGGGUGUACCUAUUUUCAUAUGAGUCUAUGUUACAAACCUAAAAUUGAAUUUGAAAUUUGUCCAUAUGAAUCAGCCGAAGAAUGCGAUUUCGAAGAAGUGCCCAUAAACAUAUUUUUAUAAUAUUAGCAUUAUUUUUACACGUUAAAUAAUUGAAUAGUAUAAGAAGGACAAUAUUUAAUUUUGAUUACUAACUCUACUUAAAAAUAAAGAUUGUAUGCCCAAUCAAUAAUGAUUAUUUUGUGCCAUUUGAAUAUAUUAAAAGACAAUUGUAUUAUGCAAAA
This is a messenger RNA of Ostrinia nubilalis (European corn borer), 4215 nucleotides long. RefSeq names its product zinc finger CCHC domain-containing protein 24-like. The transcript is spliced from 3 exons. NCBI's taxonomy places the organism in Eukaryota, Metazoa, Arthropoda, Insecta, Lepidoptera, Crambidae. The record is from RefSeq and is a predicted model, not a curated record. The coding region runs from base 202 to 477 and encodes 91 amino acids.